UUGAAACUUGUCCAAUACCUUCGGGUAGUUUGUGUCACUGCUGCUAGCCUUUGGUCACAUGCUAUGGUCAAGGGUCGCAAUAGAAUUUUUUUUUGUGUUCUAGGUUUUUUUUGUGUUCAUUCCUAAAUUCAGUUUUUUGAAAUCAUUUUACAAUCAUACAUAGUGUAAUUUUGUUGCAAAAUUGUUAGGGUUGAAAAUAGCUAAACUUACGGCUAAUAAUGAAUUUAUCGAUGCUAUUGGUAGUGAUCUUUUUGGUCAUAAGCUAUGAUUCACGGGCAGAAGGACAGAAAAGUGCCAUCACUGUGACCAACAAUUUUAUCAAUCGUACAUCAUUUCCGUGGAUCCAUGGUAUAUCCAACUUAUUUACGUUUUAUCAGGCAUAUCGACCAUGUCAAACUGAAUUUAAUACUACUGGAACCUGUUUGGCUAAAUCCGAUUGUCUAGCACGAAAUGGUAUGGCUGCUGGAGCUUGUGUUGCUGGAGUUACUGUUUGCUGCGAUCUAAAAUUUACAUGUGGUGGUCGUACUGAUAAGAAUGGAACCAUAUUUGUAAAUCAAAAGUAUCCAUUGGCCGACAAUAUGACCAAUACAUGUCAGAUAACAAUCGAAAAACAACCUAACGUUUGCCAAUUGCGUUUGGAUUUUGAUGAAUUCACUCUAGCACAACCGGAUGAGAACGGUCAAUGUACUACCGAUUCAUUCAUGAUUCGAACUUCAGUUGGAGAACGUUUGCCUAUACUAUGUGGCGAAAAUCCGGGACAACAUCUCUACAUCGAUGUUGGUAGUGGUUUUAUUAAUUCGAAUCCAGUCGUAUUGUCCGUUGUAACUAAUGGUGCUAUUGGUGGUGAUCUCGAACGUAGAUGGCGAAUUAAGAUUAAUAUGGUUCCAUGUGAUUCAUUGAAUAUGGCACCAUCUGGUUGUUUACAAUACUUUCGAUCGCCAUCCGGAACAGUUCAAAGUUUUAAUUAUGGCCCAUUGAUUCCAAAUAGAGCCCGAUACUUGUCCAAUCUUCGUUAUACUGCUUGCAUCCGAACUGAGGAGAAUUUCUGCGGCAUUAAAUGGCGCACUGAACAACCAAAUUCCUUCUCAUGGGGAUGGCCAAUUAACCAGUCAGAUCAAACGCGCAAAAAUGCUACAGUGUUAGCAUUUGCUGGUGGCCAUUGUAAUAGUGACGAUUACAUUGGCAUCGAUCAAGCGACUUAUGAGGAUAACAAUCCAUUAGCAUUGGAUGAGGAUCGCUUUUGCGGACUCGGACUGAUGCAUCAUGGUCAAGUAUUUUCUCGCUCAAAGCCAUUCCAAUUGAAGGUCCGCUCUAACAAUGAUCAUCGAUUAAAUGGAAAACAAUCUCAACAAGGUUUUGAUUUGCACUUUACCCAAUUGCCUUGCGUACUUUAAAAUAAACAUCCAUCAAUAAUUUAUAUAUUUUUUAUUCAAUAAA
Dermatophagoides pteronyssinus (European house dust mite) is the source of this 1437-nucleotide messenger RNA. RefSeq lists its product as uncharacterized. Lineage: Eukaryota; Metazoa; Arthropoda; Arachnida; Sarcoptiformes; Pyroglyphidae. The record is from RefSeq and is a predicted model, not a curated record.